Messenger RNA from Malurus melanocephalus (red-backed fairy wren), 2181 nucleotides. RefSeq names its product GTP binding protein 3, mitochondrial (gene GTPBP3). Lineage: Eukaryota; Metazoa; Chordata; Aves; Passeriformes; Maluridae. Bases 95 to 2116 code for a protein of 673 amino acids. Gene Ontology annotation, cellular component: cytoplasm; mitochondrion. The transcript has 7 exons. Gene Ontology annotation, biological process: tRNA methylation; tRNA wobble uridine modification. Gene Ontology annotation, molecular function: GTP binding; protein binding; GTPase activity. The record is from RefSeq and is a predicted model, not a curated record.
AGGGGUCGCACCUGGGGACGGGAGUACCUGUGAAAGGAGAGGUGCAGCCUGGGGAGGAGGAGUGUACCUGGSAAGGGGAAUAUCUGAGAACGGGAUGCCCCUGGGGAGGGGUCCCUGGGUGCAGAUGGGGCUGAMCCACCUUGUCCCCUCUCCACCCCACUCGGGGGUGCAGAUGGGAACCCCACCCUGCCCAUCCCCCAGGUGGGCGCGCCCCCUGAGCUCCGCGGUGGCCGCGGGGGGAGGUGACACCAUCUUCGCCCUGUCCUCGGCCCCCGGGCGCUGCGGGGUCGCCGUGAUCCGCGCCAGCGGUCCGGGCAGUCGGGGGGCCCUGCAGAGCCUCACCGGGACCCCCGAGCUGCCCCCGGCGCGGGUCCUGACCCUGCGGCGCAUCCGUGACCCCGACACCGCCGAGACCCUGGACCGCGGCCUCGUGGUCUGGUUCCCAGGGCCCCGCAGCUUCACCGGGGAGGACUGUGCCGAGCUGCAUGUGCACGGGGGGCCCGCCGUGGUCAGUGGGGUGCUGCAGGCACUGGGUGAGCCCCCUCAUCCCCUCCUGCCCCUUUUCCCAUCCCAUCCUGCGCCUUUUCUGUCACAUCCUGCUCCUCAGGAUGGUUUGGGUACUUGGGGAGCUUUCCCCCAUCCCUUUUCCCCCUGGGAUGCUCCUGGAGCUGCCGGGGUCUCCCUGGGAUGUCAAUGGGAUCUCAUUGGGAUGUCACUGGGAUGUCACUGGGAUGUCAAUGGGAUCUCCCUGGGAUCUCCCGGGAUGUCACUGGGAUGUCACUGGGAUCUCCCUGGGAUGUCAAUGGGAUCUCCCUGGGAUGUCAAUGGGAUCUCCCGGGAUGUCACUGGGAUGUCACUGGGAUCUCCCUGGGAUGUCAAUGGGAUCUCACUGGGAUCUCCCGGAAUGUCAAUGGGAUCUCAUUGGGAUCUCAUUGGGAUCUCACUGGGAUCUCCCGGGAUGUCAAUGGGAUCUCAUUGGGAUGUCAGUGGGGUCUCCCGGGUGUCCCCGCUGUCCCCAGGCCGCCUGCCGGGGCUGCGUCCGGCCGAGCCGGGUGAGUUCACGCGCCGCGCGUUUCGCCGGGGGAAGCUGGACCUGACGGCGGCCGAGGGCCUGGGGGACCUGAUCCGGGCCGAGACGGAGGCGCAGCGGCGCCAGGCGCUCCGGCAGCUGCAGGGGGAGCUGGGCCGGCUCUACGAGCGCUGGAGCCACAGCCUCACCCAGGCGCUCGCCCACCUCGAGGCCUAUAUCGACUUCAGCGAGGAUGACAACGUGGAGGAAGAGGUUUUGUCCCAGGUGGAUGUCACCGUGCGGGCGCUGGAGCAGGAGAUCCGAGGCCACCUGAGGGACGGGCGCCGGGGAGAGCUGCUGAGGGGGGGGGUCCGAGCUGUCAUUGCCGGGCCCCCCAACGUGGGCAAGAGCAGCCUGCUCAACCUCCUCUGUCRGCGCCCGGCCGCCAUCGUGUCACCCACAGCGGGCACCACACGGGACGUGCUGGAGGUGGCCCUGGACAUCGGGGGGUACCCRCUGGUGCUCAGUGACACCGCGGGGCUGCGCGAAGCCACCGACCCCGUGGAGCAGGAGGGAGUGACCCGAGCGCGGGACCGACUGUGCCAUGCUGACCUGGUGCUGGCCGUGCUGGAUGCCACCUCCGUGUCACCCACCCCGAUGGCCCUGGGGGCUGCGCUGGCUGCCCUGGAGCCCCCCCCGGGCACCCCCUGCGUGUUGGUGCUCAACAAGGCCGACCUGCUUGGGGGGGACGGGGCGUCCUUGRGUGCCACCUGUGCCCAGGGACCCCCUGAGCCCCCGGCCACCCUCCUGUCCUGCAAGACGGGCGAGGGGCUGGAGCAUCUCCUGGAGCUGCUGACGCAGCAGCUGGCGCGGCUGUGCGGGGACCCCCUUUCGGGGUCGCCCAGCCUGACGCAGAGCCGGCACAGCCGCCACCUGGGGGCCUGCGCGGCGGCGCUGGCACGGUUCGGCCGCGGGGACAGCGGGGACGUGGCGGUGGCAGCGGAGCAGCUGCGGCUGGCGCGGCGGGAGCUGGGCAGGAUCACCGGGCACGUGGGCGCCGAGGACGUCCUGGACAUAAUUUUCCGGGACUUUUGCGUUGGAAAGUGAGCGGGGCUCUGGAGGGUCCCCCCCACCGUCGUGGUGUCACCGGGAUUAAACCGUGGUGCCUUUGG